Molecule: messenger RNA, 5305 nt
Organism: Crotalus tigris (Tiger rattlesnake)
Lineage: Eukaryota; Metazoa; Chordata; Lepidosauria; Squamata; Viperidae
Gene: LPAR1
Product: lysophosphatidic acid receptor 1
Exons: 5
Coding region: 824-1933 (369 amino acids)
Biological process (GO): phospholipase C-activating G protein-coupled receptor signaling pathway; neurogenesis
Cellular component (GO): membrane
Molecular function (GO): lysophosphatidic acid receptor activity
Source: RefSeq, a predicted model, not a curated record
GAUUGAGCGGGAAAAAAAGAAGAAAGGAGAAGAAGCCGCCGGCUUGCAAAAUUGCUUCUGGCCGGGCCAGGAGCCAAAAGCGGAGGGAAGGAAGGAGCGCAAGGCAACCACCCCACCCACCGGACUGCACACACAGUCACACCGCCCUGUGGCUGCUGCAGGCGCGGGCGACGCCUCGCAACUUUCCCCUGCGCGCUUAUUUUAUCUCUCCCCCCCCUACACACACACACACACUCACACACUCUCUCUCUCUCUGUGUUGGCCGCGUCGGAUGAGCAGGGUUGCCGCGGCUAGAGGCUCUCAGCAAACCUCCCCUUCGCCUCUUUUUUUUUUUUUCUCUCUCUCGCUUUCGCCCCCUGCCUGAAGCGUCCGCCGGGGCUAAAAGGAUGGUGUUCCUUACGUUGCCGCUGCUGCUGCCGCCGCCGCCGCCUCCCCGCUGCAGCCACCCCGCAGCCAAGUGAACUGCGAGGAGUCCGCCGACUUGGAAAGAGGCACCAGCAGGCGGCUGGCUGGAAGAGGCGGCGAGGGCGGGAAGACCCCCUCUUGGCUCAGUCUGCAGUCUCGGUGGGACGAGAAAAAAUCUGCGGGGUAAACAGCAGCAGCAGCAGCAGCCCGGCGGAGGGGACUUCGCCUGGCCCAGAACUGCAGUAUCCACAUUACAGAUUGAGCCUGGUAGAUCACCAGAUGAAUCUGCGAACUCUAAAAAAGGGAUAAAUAUCAGCAUGUCUGAGAACUGAUCAAGAAUCUUGAGAAUUUAUACAUAACACCUGAAGCAUAGAAGGCAGAGAGUUCUUUAAAAAAUAAUUCACUUUGCUGGGUAAAUAUGGCAGAUCCUUCAGCAGAAGUACCGUUUUUUAUGAUGACACACCCACAAAUAAUGGAAUCUGCAGACAUGAAUGAACCUCAGUGCUACUACAACGAAACUAUUGCCUUCUUUUAUAACCAAAGUGGGAAAACUCUAGCAACUGAAUGGAACACUGUGAGCAAGCUUGUAAUGGGACUCGGGAUUACAGUUUGUGUUUUUAUCAUGCUAGCCAACCUUUUGGUGAUGGUGGCCAUUUACGUCAACCGGCGUUUUCAUUUUCCUAUUUAUUACCUAAUGGCUAACUUAGCAGCUGCUGACUUCUUUGCAGGGCUGGCAUAUUUUUACCUGAUGUUUAACACAGGACCCAACACUAGAAGAUUGACGGUCAGCACAUGGCUACUUCGCCAGGGACUCAUUGACACCAGCCUGACUGCUUCAGUGGCCAACUUAUUGGCCAUUGCCAUAGAAAGGCACAUCACCGUGUUUCGCAUGCAGCUCCAUACGAGGAUGAGUAAUCGGCGAGUGGUGGUGGUGAUUGUGGUCAUCUGGACGGUGGCCAUUGUCAUGGGUGCUAUACCAAGCGUUGGCUGGAAUUGUAUCUGUGAUCUCACUCACUGUUCUAACAUGGCACCUCUCUACAGCGACUCUUACUUGGUCUUCUGGGCUGUUUUCAAUUUAGUCACCUUUGUAGUCAUGGUGGUCUUGUAUGCUCAUAUCUUUGGAUACGUGCGCCAGAGGACUAUGAGAAUGUCAAGGCAUAGUUCAGGGCCUCGCAGGAAUCGGGACACCAUGAUGAGUCUCCUAAAGACUGUUGUCAUUGUGCUUGGUGCUUUUAUAAUCUGCUGGACACCAGGAUUAGUUCUGCUCCUUCUUGACGUUUGCUGCCCACAGUGCGACGUCCUAGCAUAUGAAAAGUUCUUCUUGCUGCUUGCCGAAUUCAACUCUGCCAUGAACCCCAUCAUCUACUCUUACCGGGACAAAGAAAUGAGUGCCACCUUCAAGCAGAUUCUUUGCUGCCAGCGCAGUGACAGCGCCAACGGACCCACAGAAGGCUCUGACCGCUCAGCCUCCUCGCUGAAUCACACCAUUUUGGCUGGUGUGCACAGCAGUGAUCACUCCGUGGUCUGAACAGAAUCCCACCAAGAUAAAUUUAGUGCUAGGUGAAUGCCUAGUUAACGAAGCUAUUGGCAGCAUUGUUGACAGCCUUUGAAGCAAAGAGAAUAACAACUUUUACAAGUUCUUACUCACUAAUGGGUUAUUGUGCUUAUUCACCAGUGUCCAGCCUACACAAAUUCCCUGGGCUAGCUUUUUUUCUUUUUCCUUUUUUUUUUAUAAAGAAUAACAUAAGGAGCUCACAUUGGGAGUUGAAAAAUAUUCGGACAAGUCAUUUAGGUCAUCCCAAUUAGCCAUUCAUCAGUCGAUGCUUUUAUGACAGUCCUAACACAAAUCCUUUCCACUUCUUUAAGCUUCAUAAGUGAUCCAUUGCCUUUUCAUUUAGAGCCUAAAGCUUUCUCUUUUCCCCCUCACCCCAAAUGGAUUUCAGUUAAUAAUCAUUCCCCCAUCACUUUGCUUUGGGACACACAUUUUCUGGGCAAAGAAUGAAACAAUUUUAGCUUACAUUACAAUGCCAAUAACAAUGAGAACCAUAUCAAAAUAACAGUGAGAAAUAACUGUCUAUGCCUUAUGUUUUAUUAAUGUUUGGGAGCAUGUUGUGUAUAUGCAGAUGCCUUUAAUCCUCACACCGAAAUCAGUGGGAUAUAAUGGUGUUGUUGUCUGGCUAUUUCAUCCCUGAAAUUUUCAUUGUCACUAGUAAAGAGCAGAAGGAAGGCUGUAAGUUGCAACUUUCUUGUGGCCAAAUACCUUAAUGUGGAAUAAAAAGAACCUAAAAGAUCAGCUUCUACAAGAAGCACAUUUUUGAGGCUGAGGCUGACUAAAGGGAUUCUGCUUUUGAAAAAAAAAAAAAAAGCAUUUCUUUGUUGUCUUGUACCAAGGGGAAGGUUUUUUUAUUUUUGUUUUUAAAUGAGAGCUGAGACUUGUUUGUCAGAUUUUAAGAUCUGUCCCAGAUUUUAGGGAAGGUUGAUGCCACACUUCCAAAAAUGGAUGACUGAGAAGCAGGUCUGCUUUCUGGUGAUCAAAUGUAUUGUUUGGGGGGGGGGGUAUCUUUUCCUUGCUAAAGGGUUCUACAUGUGAGGAUGGCUCUUUUCUCCAGUACAGGAGAUGGAGAAUCCACCAAUGGGUUUUCUUAACUUGGUCUUAGCUCUUGAAGACUCGUUUUGGCUUGGCUCUCAGAUAUUUCAGGUUAGUCAGAGACAAUUCAUUGGUGGAUUCUCCCUAAAUUAUUGGCUAACUUAAAUUGGUUACUCUCCCUUAACAAAUUCCCCACAGGUACUGAGAUCAUUUGUGAUCUCAAACUAAUUAAAAGGUGGGGGGGGGAAUUUCCUUCAGCUUCCCAUCCCAUUCCCAGGGCUCUGGGGGGGGGGAGAAGGCAUCAGCAGAGACUACUUGCUGUGCCUUUCUCCCCAGCCUCCCAGUUUUUCUCCCAGUUUGGGGGAAAAUAGCAAGCUCCAGACUUGGUUUCAAAAUUUGAAUCUGGAUCGCCAGAGCUCACUCCAGCAGCCAGGGCAACCACGGGCGCCAUCUUGGUUGCCGUUUUCAGGCAACAAAGGCUGUUUUUCGCCCAAAUUAGACCCUAAAGUGGUGAAAUCGCAGCGCACAACCAGCACUGCACCCACGAUCCCCCCGGGCACUAAAAAUUGCCAGAAGGCCACGGAGCCCAUUUUCGGAAGAAAACGGGCCGCAGCCACCAUUUUCAAAGCCGCAGCGAUCAACGGGAGCCUUUUUAAAAAGAUUCCCUGCAACUAGACAGCUUGGGGGGGGGUAGGCUCCGGAAGGUAGCUGAACCCAGGAUCGCGCGAAUCUACCACAGCGUGCGCCCUGAGAAAAGGUGUUCAGGUAAGACCAACUCCCCUUUUCCCAUUUUUCUUGAUGUUUCAAACAGAAACUAUGGCAUGAUAUUCAGUCUGUCCAAAGGCUAGAGUGUGAAUGGAGAAUGAGAGAUUGACAGCUGUCCAGGGACAUCCUAGGAAGACUUGCUACCUAAUUAGGCAGCAGCAGGACUAAGACUUGCCUCUUGAGAUGGAAGAUGAACCAGGACUCUCUCCAUCGUUCUCCUCUGCAUGCUUCUGCCACUCAUUCAUUGCCCAGAUGGUCUGUAAAAAAAUCUCUGAGGAUUUCUCAGAGCUAUGUAAACUGAGGUGGUUACUGCAGCUGUCUGUACAAAAUAGUUUUCGUAGACAUGAUCUCACAAUGCAUUUCUUUAAGGUUGCCUUUGGAGCAACACCUAUAUCAGAGGUCCCCAGUCCCCGGGCCAUGAACCAGUACCGGGCCGCGGCAUGCCAACAACCGGUCCGCACAAACAAGCAAAGCCCCAUCCAUGGAAUGCAGGCAGCACACAAAACCACACACUCUCCAGUCCGUGGAAAAACCUUUCUCCACAGAACUGGUGCUCAAAAGGUUGGGGACCUCUGACCUAUAUCACUCUAUGCCUUAGUUAUAAUGAAAAAUAUGAUCUGGGUAACAGGUCUGUGGGUAUUGGGUGGACUACUGUCUACACUAAUCUACUGUCCAGAGUAAAAAAUAUUUUGUAACGUGGGAGAACUAGUCUUGUAGCACCUCAUACAGGCAGCUGUAAGAUGUUUGAAAAAGCAAAGGGAUGCUGGACCUGAAAUGAAUUAUUAUUUUUAUAGUAUCCUCUAGUAAUUGAAAUAGCAUCCCAAUUUUACUAUCUAAAAAUGAGAAUGUUGGAGCAUUGUUGUGUAAUUUUCUUACACCCAACUGUUUCCUUACUCAAAGUGCAAAUUCCAUUCACAGUUUUUACACAGAACUCCAUGAAAUAAGAAUUUGACAGUAGUCAAAUCCAACAAACAGAUGUAAGAAUGAGAAAAGCAACUUUUAAAUAUCUCUUUGUAAUUGUAAAUUCUUAAGAUCAAAUAUAAAAAUGUUUACACUGAAGGCUGAGGACUUUUUAGAAAAAUUUGGGGCCAUUAUAAAUAAUUGUAGAGUAAUAUUAUUUGCAGAAGUCCCCUUCUAUGUUGAAAACCUGCCUACAUUAAGAAAAAAUACUUAGAAUCCUUGUUGGAGACAAAUCAAUUGAACGUUUUCAAAUGAAGGAUAAUAGAUUUGAGCUAGUGUCAUGUUUAUUUGGAUAGACUAGGUAGAUUUCUAAGAACAAAAUAUAGCAAUGUCAAAAAGAUAGACUAUUUAGCGAUGUACAAAGUGACUAGGUUAAAAUUAAAGCGAAGUGAUCCUAUGAGAGGGAAUAUAGGGAUCAUGAAAGGUUCAUCUAAUGAAAAAUACUAUAUUAAUUUCAUACUGAAAUUAAGAUUAGUGAGCCCAUUCUUCUUGACUUGUGUAACUUGUAUAAUAAAACAGGUCUGGCUGUUAGAAAGUUUCAAAAUACACUACACGCUAAGCCACUAAUAAAGUUUUUUUCAAUAAGUA